GUCGACGAGUUACCACAACGUAACACUCUGCCGUUAAUUACCAUGGACUGAGAACAGGAAAGCAAGGCCUAUACAACUAUUGAUAUUCUCAUGACUCAAUCCUAGCAGAAUGGACAAAGAAGGCGACAAAUCGUCCUCUCGCCUGCCGACUUCACGAACAUUCCCAGUCAACAUUCACCACCGUCACCAUCGCUCUGAAGUAACACGUCCAUCAGACUAUACACAAACCAGUCAGGACCAAACGCGCAACGGCACUGAGGAGCGUCAACCGUGGACUCGGAGGUUGUUUGUCGAUACAUCUGAUCUGGAGCCAUCUUCCUCAAACGAGAAGACCAGUAAUAAAAACGGCGAAGGUCAUGCUAAAUCACACAAAUAUUCAAAGUCUAAAGAUCACCGUCUUCCCCGAGCUGUUAAUCAGAUUGCUUCCGCCGGCGGAGCUAGGAAUUUAUUACCAAAUCGACCGUCAUUUCAUCGACAUACGCAAAGUCAUGGAUAUCCAUAUCUUGGUGGAGACAGGGACGCAGAAUAUAGCUUUCUGAAGCCAAUACCAUCGAAUCAGGAUUCGUCACGGCCUAUAUUUCGAUCGAGAUCUUCGAGUGUGCAGAGAAAUGGCGGCAGUCAAGCGGCUAGUUUUGUGGUUACGGAAGAAGAGGAUAAUGAAGCUAUGAAUCGGAGGCUUAGUUUGACGACUACGAGGGGGAGAGAAAUCAAGACGGCGGAGGAUUUGAGUUUGGCGAGACACGAGCGUGAGAAGGGGGAAGAAAUCCUGAGAUCAAAACUUGCGUCCAUAGGCACGCUUGCAACAGACAUUACGCGGCGACUGGAUUAUACAUAUUACAACCUUCUCGAACGGAUAUCAACUCUCCACUUAACAAUCAACACGUUCCAAGAACUGGUCGAUUCCAGCGUAGCAUUACACGAGAAUUUCCAACGCGACAAUUCUAAUCUUGAGUCUGACAUACGCAAACAGCUUGCAGAUUUCGCAAAAUUCGAUCCUCAACGGCAGAGGAUAGAUGAAUUGGAGAGUCGUAUGAAAGCUGGGAAGGCCAAGAUGGAGGAUUUGGGGAAUAGACUUGAUAAAGUCCGACAGGAGAUUGAAGGAUGGGAAAGGAGAGAGGGAGAGUGGCAGGCAAGGGUCAGUCGGAGAUUGAGGGUUUUGGGAGGAUUUCUCGGGGGGUUAGUGUUGGUGAUUAUUGUUGCGUAUAUUGUUCGAUUUACUUCGACAUCUAUGUCUUCGUCGGUUGAACACCUUGACUCGAAGAUCGAUACGUCCUCGCAGUCUUUGUCCGACACACAUAGCACUGAUGUUCAUGUCGACGUCAAGACAUUCCUGAAAUCACCACUGCUCACAAAACAUUCACCAGAAGCCAACACCGACAAAAUCGAGCAUCCAUCUGCGAAUAUACAUUCCCAUCAAAGCCACCCCCCCGAUCCUCUCCGCCUAUUCGACGAACUUUGAGUCUUCUAUCGCAUUAUACCCAUUGUCAUAGCAUAUAUUUCUAUUCUUUUCAUAGUAUAAUAAUGCAUAUACCACGAAAUGGAUCAAAUCAAGCAGCGGCUUUCUUCUUCUUAUCCUCAAUCAACUCCACAUUAUCCUCCGGGACCUUAUCCCCAUGCACAUCAAUCAACCACUCAAAUAAAUCAUCACUCACAUCCCCCUGAACAGUAAUCUCCUCCGUUCCCGCCGGAGACUUUGUGACACUCGACCCCGUCGCAAAUUUCUUGCCCAACUCUUUCGCAACUUUCUUCAGAUCUAAACCAAAGGCCUCCAAACCAAUAACAACAGUAACGAAUUUCCGUUUGUUGCGUUCAACACGUUUAAUUUGGAUUUUGGAGGAGGCUUUGCGUUCUGCGUCGCGGGUUUCGGCUUGGAGGGCUUUGGCUUCUUUUUUGGCGGCGUCUUUGGCUGCUUUUUCGCGCGCGGUUAUGGAGAGGGUUGAGAGGUUGGCGUUUAUUGCUUCU
Talaromyces stipitatus ATCC 10500 is the source of this 1962-nucleotide messenger RNA. RefSeq lists its product as uncharacterized. The record is from RefSeq and is a predicted model, not a curated record. The coding region runs from base 110 to 1459 and encodes 449 amino acids. Lineage: Eukaryota; Fungi; Ascomycota; Eurotiomycetes; Eurotiales; Trichocomaceae. The transcript has 2 exons.